CUUUGCCGUAAAGCAGUGACGUUCCGUGUUGACGGCUGCCGGAGAAGAAGCAGGAACUCCAUCUGGUCCGAUCUUGCACUGACUGAAAGCAGACGAAGGAGUAAUGAACAGAAACAAGAAACCACCUCCGCCACCUCGGGGAGGAAAAGGCACUGCCGCACCUAGACAGCUGGGUUUGCUGAUGGAUUUGUCUCCAGAAGGCAUGAUGGCCAGUGAUGGGGAAGAUGAUCAUGAACUAGAAGCUGAAUUGCUCGCCAUUGUUGGAGACCAGUCUGGUGCAAAACGGAAACCAAAUGGAAAAACUCCUUUGCCAAUGGAAGCUAUUGAAAGGAUGGCUGCUUUCUGUAUGAAGGAUCUUGAUGAAGAGGAUGGGGAAGAUGAGGACGAUUUGGAAGAUGAUGAUGAAUUGCUGGCAGAACUCAGCGAAGUACUUGAAGAGGAGGAGGAUGAAGGAAAGGAGACCAAAGAUACGCCAGUACCUGUUGUUUCUAAGGCCAGUGAUGCAUCAGCUGAUUCCAGCAGGACAGAAUCCAUUUUGGAAGAAAGACUCACCAUGUACAAGACUGCAAUCGCUACUGCAAAGCAAGCUGGAGAAAGCUCUAAAGUGCGCCGGUAUGAAAGAGGCCUCAAGACGCUGGAAAACCUGUUGACCUCUGUGAGAAAAGGCAAAACGAUUGAUGAAGAUGAAAUCCCCCCACCGGUGGCCACAGGAAAGACCACACCUUCCCAACAGGCCUCUUCUCUGGAGAAAUCUUCCACCUCGGAGCCCUCCACACCAGAUCGAAGCAUAAUUCUGUCCAACCACCUUCCUCCAGAAUCAACAUCUGCAUCCCCUCAGCAAACACCCCCUAAAUCACCACCAGCAUCUGAUCAGACUACCAAGUUGCCACCCCCAGUGCUUCCUAAACCAAAGAUUUCUCCACCCUCCAGUGUGCCCCUAAGCCCUCCAGAGAAACCGCAGGAAAAACCUGCCUCUUUGGCACCUUCCCCUUCAGCUCCCCAAAACUCGAAUACUCAGGACAUCCUGCAAGCCAGACAGCGGGCUUAUAAACUGGCAGCACUUCGGGCUAAGCAGGAAGGCAACAUUGAAAUGGCUACCAAGUAUUAUCGCAUAGCCAAGACCUUUGAUCCAUUAUUGGUUUCUGUGAGUAAAGGAGAGACUGUUAAUCUCAACAGCCUGCCACCGCCUCCAGAACAGCUGACCAAGGAGAUGUUAUCCCCAAGUGUGCAACAGCCUCCCAUAUCAACAACAAUGCCUCUUGCACAGGCUGUGAGUCCUCCAGCAUCUGGAGCCUCAAGUCCAGGAGACGUGCCCCCACCUCCUCGAGAUAUGAUGGAGGCCUUGCAGCAAAGAAUGGAGAGGUAUAAGACAGCAGCAGCACAAGCAAAGAGUAAAGGGGAUGACAGGAAAGCCAGGAUGCAUGAGCGGAUUGUGAAGCAAUAUCAAGAUGCCAUCAGAGCUCACAAAGCAGGGAAACCUGUGGAGUUUGCUGAGCUGCCUGUUCCCCCUGGUUUCCCUCCCAUCCAAGGAAUAGAAUCUUCCCUUGGAGAUCAAAGUUUUGCUGGAAUCCUUGAGACAGCCAUGAAACUAGCGAAUGAGGAGGAUGAAGAUGCUGAAGAGGCAAAAAAGCCUGAUCUUAGCCCGGCAUCAUCCAAACCAGGCAACUCACUGCAACCAGGCACACGCGUCACUGCCCCUGCUGCUCCAAAGUCAACUGGAACGACUAAGAGUGCCUCAAAAGUCACUGCAAGAGCUCAGCAGCAGCUGACCUUCCUGGAAACCCGGAAGAAGCAACUGAUGCAGGCCGCCCUCCGAGCAAAGCAGCAAAAUGACAUUGAGGGUGCCAAGAUGUUCUUGCGCCAGGCGAAGGGUCUGGACCCCAUGAUUGAGGCCUCCCAAAAUGGGCUCCCAGUUGACAUAACAAAGGUACCUCAGGCCCCUGUGAACAAGGAGGACUUCACACUUGGGCAGCGACGUGGAAACAACAUCUCUCCAGAAACGGCGGCCCAGUAUGCAGAGCUUGUGAAACUGAUGAGGCAGCAGCAUGAGAUGUGCAUGAAUUUCUCUAAGCAGUUCACCCAUUUAGGGAACAUAACAGAAACAACGAAGUUUGAGAAGAUGGCAGAAGACUGCAAGAAGAACAUGGAGAUCCUCAAACAAGCCCACACCAAAGGAUUCCCUCUGCCCAAAUAUCAUUAUGAGCAGCGAACAUUCAGUGUGGUCAAGAUCUUCCCAGAAUUAAACAGCAAUGAUAUGAUUCUUUACAUAGUGAAAGGGAUCAAUCUGCCUGCUCCUCCAGGCAUGUCUCCUAAUGACCUGGAUGCCUUUGUACGCUUUGAUUUCCCCUACCCAAAUGUGGAGGAAGCUCAAAAAGACAAGACCAAUGUGAUAAAAAAUACCAAUGCUCCUGAAUUCCAGGAGAAGUUCAAGCUGUUAAUUAAUCGUGGACACCGUGGGCUCAAGCGAACCAUUCAGACCAAAGGCAUCAAGUUUGAAGUUGUACAUAAAGGAGGGCUUUUCAAAACUGACCGGGUCGUAGGAACAGCACAAUUGAAGCUGGAGGCCUUGGAGACAUCUUGUGAAGUUCGGGAGAUACUGGAACUUUUGGAUGGUCGCCGGCCUACAGGAGGCAAGUUGGAAGUUAUUGUCCGCCUUCGAGAACCAUUGACUUCCCAACAACUGGAGACAACAACAGAGAAGUGGCUGGUCAUUGAUCCCCUCACUAUGCCUCCAGUUGCACUUCCCAAAGCCAAGGCACCCCAACCACCUGGGAAGGACAUGAGCAGUAGCAAGACUGUCUGCACUCUCCACAGCUUCAAUGUGUUAGCAUUCGAUAAGGAGCGGCUGGAGAAAAAGAUAAUGGUGUACAAACAAGCUGGCCAACGACCUCCAGGUGACCUGAUAGAGCAACACCAGAAUGUCAUACAGAUGAUCCAGUGGCAAAAGUCCCAGCUUCAGCAGGGAGGCCCUGCAGUUAUGAAAGAGUACCUGACUCAGCUGGAGCGGUACCGGCAGUGGUACACAGAGGCAGCAAAGCGGCUGGGCAGUGAAGGCAAGCGGGAGGCAGCUAAAGAUGCCCUCUACAAGCGCAAUCUGGUUGAAUGUGAGCUGCAGAAAUUCCACAAGUGAAGAAGAGGAAGCUCUCUCCAUCUCCCUGCCAAACAACUGCACUCUUUAUGCACAGUCUUCUUCACAUACAGUCUUAUUGUGGGUGAAGCCAGGGAGGGUGGGAUGUGCACUGAUGCCGUAGUCAUGCUGCAGGGAGACUUUGACUCACUGUGCUUUGGCAGGAGCUUCCUCUAAGAAACUCCUUUGGUCUCCCAUCAGUAUGGCAAGGCUGCAAGGCCGCCAGGUGAAAUGAGACAAUCUGCAUUACAAUUGCUGGGUCCAAUUGCAGAAGGAAAAGAAUUACCCUCUCCCCUUUUCCAGCUGUAGUGACUGGGUGCAGCCUCACCCUGAAACCCUUUUGAACCUGUUUAUAGAUCCAGUGGCUAAAGUAUUGCAAGGGUGCCAAAGAUACUUAGCCUUUGCUGACACAGUAGUUCACUGAACAUUUUGAUCUAGAGCUUUGUUUGUUCCACAGAUUUUAAUCUCUUUUAACCAGAGAGUAUGCCUAGCAUCUUGCCUCUUUAAUACCAUAGGAUGGAAGGACCCCAUAGCACCUGAUGGAGACUGGGUUUGCUUGUCUUUAGGAAUUCUGCACCUUUAAAAACACUAACAUGUUUCCUCAUAAGGUUUACAUUUGGGUCACACUUCCCUUUAUAGCUACACUCCUUUGUAUCCUCAUCCUCUUCCUUUGCACUGGGCACUUUGCACACAUCUCCUCCACUCUCUUGUUUUCACUCCAUUCUCUUUUUUCCUUCUAGUGCUCACUGCUUAAAACUGUCCUGAUUACUCCUGUGUAUGGUCAAAGAGACUAUUUGGGUUUGAUGUUUGAAGUUCUGCUUCUCACUCACUCUGGCUUAUGAACUGGCAUCAGAUGCAUCUUGAUGAAAGGUCUGAAUAGAUGCCACGUUCUCGUGGCAUCUGACCCUUCUGCCAUCUGUAUGUCUCAUUUUAGUGAUAGGUUCUGAGCUUUUAGAGACUCAGGCUUUUUCUAGGGUCUUGUGCACUGAGGUGCUGCCUCCCUCAUUCUUUCAUUAUUUAUUUCCCCCCUUCCUUUCUGCCUCUGGGGCAGCCAACAGAAGAUAUAUAGAACAGAGACUUUUCUUUACUGGAGAAGAGCCUAGAAGACUGCUGAGAGUUAUUUUCCUUCUCCGUGAACGAUGCUGAAAUUAAUCUGAACAUGAGUUCAACUGGAGGGGGGAGGGUGCCCACAAAAGACUUGUGGGAUGCAGUCACUCAGCUGUAACUUCAUGCAAUUUAAAUGGGUACUUCUCUUCCAUGUGGAAAACCACCCAAGAAUUACCAGUCUCUUGAUGAUAUCCUAUCUCUUGUCCCCACAAAGUUUGAAGAUGAUAGAGACAUGCUGCCGAAGGCUAGGGUUGGGUAACCACAGUGAGUUCCCAUUAUCCUUAAGUAUCCAAUAAGAAAUGCUCCAGCACUCCUUCCACAAUAAAACUUGAUACUGUGCAAGAAACUACCACCAUUUUCUGAUUUUGAAGUGAGGUUGGCAGGGUGGACCUUGUUCUAAAGUGACCACAUCUCCCUUGGCACUGAAUGCACGGCAUGUAGCACAGGUGCUAUGGCUUGUGGGCAUGUAUUCAUGUAGCAUUAUGAGAACUAGCACUCCAUUUGGCAGCUGGAAACGUAACCUUUGGUGGAAGUGUUCUGCUUUGUGUACAGUUAGAAAAUGUUUUAAGUGUAAGAAGUUAACUCAGGUUUGCUGCUGCUCAGGAUGGGUUAGGUGAUGAACUGUGGGCUAGAUCCUGGACUGUCUUCCCUUUUCCCCCCCACGUCUGUUCCUUUUAAAACCAAAAUUAACUCCUCCCCUUUUCAAGAUAGCAAGAUAAUUAUAAGGGAUCAAGUGUCCUAAACAGUCUUUCUUUCCUGACUCCAUUUUCACAGUCCUCUCUCGGGUAGUAGGGAAAUCACAUCUUUUAUACAAGUGCCUGCCUCUUGAGGUUGUUGUUCAGCCAGAGGUCUUGAAAACCAAUGUUAGAAGCAGAGGCCGUGAAUCUAAUGUGUUGCGGCUUUAUUUUAUGCUUAAAAUGACAAAAAUAUAUAUAUAAAAAAUUAAGGGUGGACAUUUUAAAAGAAAUCUCUGUAAGACUCAUACUGGAAUCUUGCACCAAUAAUAAAAACAUUGUUAAAAUCUC
Messenger RNA from Anolis carolinensis (green anole), 5259 nucleotides. It is a transcript of the gene cc2d1a, whose product is annotated as coiled-coil and C2 domain containing 1A. Gene Ontology annotation, cellular component: nucleus. NCBI's taxonomy places the organism in Eukaryota, Metazoa, Chordata, Lepidosauria, Squamata, Anolidae. The record is from RefSeq and is a predicted model, not a curated record. Gene Ontology annotation, molecular function: RNA polymerase II cis-regulatory region sequence-specific DNA binding; DNA-binding transcription repressor activity, RNA polymerase II-specific. Gene Ontology annotation, biological process: regulation of transcription by RNA polymerase II. The coding region runs from base 104 to 3130 and encodes 1008 amino acids. The transcript has 30 exons.